CUUGUAGUACGACAAGUUCUCCGAAUUAAUUAGUAGUAAUACGAAGUUGUGGUAAAACAGGUCGUGCUCGGAGACACACGAGUCUACCAACCUUGUUAUUUAGUAAAUAAUCCCCACGCUUGAACGUGCUCAAGAUCCUAGCGCAAUGACUUAAGUGACAUCUUAUAUUCACAGGUCAGACUCUUAUCACAUCAGUAACAUGCACAUUAUCUCCAUACAUGACUUAACCAUUUAAAAAGAAAUCUCUUAGUUUAAAAAUUACAAUUCACGUAGUCAGCCGCGUUUAACAGACUCCGUUGGUCCCCUCGUUGAAGUAAUUUUACGAAAAAAAAUGGCUAGUGAAACUUCCGAGUCCAAGCCGCUGUUGCAGAAAUGCCUUGAAAAAUUAACAACUGGGGUAAUUUUCAUACUCUACACUCAGGCAACUUUUAGCGGUUGGUUGUUGUUUAUUUACCUCUUAACGACACAAUUUUGGUGGGUCUCCCUCGCAUACCUUGUGUGGAUGUACUACGACAAAGAUACACCGGAUCUUGGAGGUCGCUCACUAUCCUGGAUCCAAAAGAACAAAGUCUGGAGCUACCCCACAGCCUACUACCCCGUAAAUCUAGCCCUAGCGCCUGGAUUUAACCUAGACCCGAAACGCAACUACCUUUUCUGUUUUUUUCCACAUGGAAUUAUACCCAAUGCCAUCUACGUUGGUCUCACGAGUGGCGCCUGUGAAUUUCAGCGCAUGUAUCCACAGUUUCAAGUACAAAUAGCUCUUUUACGUAUCCUUCUUUUCACUCCCUUCUGGAGGGAAGUACUAAUGGGGAUGGGUUUGGUAUCCUGUACGGCUAAAUCGCUUAAUCAUCUGUUGAGUAGACCAGAAGGUGGCAGAAUCGUGCUUUUAAGUCCUGGAGGAGCAAUGGAAGCUUAUUACGGCCGUCCUCAGAAGUACACCUUCCUGAUAAAAGACAGAAAGGGGUUUAUUAAGAUGGCUUUACGACAUGGAUCGCCGUUAGUACCUGUCAUAGCGUUCGGUGAACCCGAUCUCUUUGACCAAAUUAUAAACGAAAAAAUAAGACCUAUUCAAGAGUUUAUAAGGAAGUACGUAGGGAUCGCUCCUAUUAUUUUCUACGGAACGGGGUUCAUUUUUCGUUAUGGGUUGGUUCCAAGGAAAGUACCGCUGACGUGUGCUUUGGGGAAGCCGAUCGAGGUAGAAAAGGUGGAGAAUCCAACAAAUGAAGAAAUUAACAGUCUGCAUGCGAAGUUUGUGCAAGAAUUGAAGGAUUUGUUUGAUUUAUAUAAGGAUAAGUUGUUGGACAAACCAGACGAUGACUCUUUAGUACUCAUGUAAGCUACGAAUUUUGCAAUUGUACUACUUAAACAAUGCUGUGUGUUGUUGGUUGCUGUAUCAUCAGAAGAAUUAUAGUUUUGUUUUUA
Zophobas morio is the source of this 1422-nucleotide messenger RNA. RefSeq names its product 2-acylglycerol O-acyltransferase 2-like. The record is from RefSeq and is a predicted model, not a curated record. The transcript has 2 exons. Lineage: Eukaryota; Metazoa; Arthropoda; Insecta; Coleoptera; Tenebrionidae. Gene Ontology annotation, cellular component: endoplasmic reticulum membrane. Gene Ontology annotation, biological process: triglyceride biosynthetic process. Gene Ontology annotation, molecular function: diacylglycerol O-acyltransferase activity. Bases 332 to 1336 code for a protein of 334 amino acids.